UGUGCAUACAUUUAGCUCUUUCCUGUUUCCGGAUUCCGAUUGCUGCAACGUGUUCGAAAUGCUGACCAAAUUACCUAUUACGAUCAUUGACCAAAUACUCGGUUACCUGCCAGAGGAAGACCAACUGCAAGUGGCCCAAGUCAAUCAGCAGCUUGGCCACGCAUUUGCCUAUCACGCUAGACAAAAAUAUAAAACAAUUUUUUUCUUCAAAAUGGGUGAAAGGGCAGAUGACGAAUUAAGAGUCAUUCUUUCACUAUGUGGAUCCACUGUUGAAAAAAUUGUAACCGAACAUGGGAACUUGUCGCCUCAAAUUAAGGAACUCAUCAAAAAGUACUGCAUUAAUCUCAAAAGUUUGGAUACAAUAUGGCAAUUCUAUCUAGAUUGCUGUUCUACCAUAGCAAAUGGGCGAAUGCACAAAUUUGAAGAAAAAAUGCUGAACCUUAAAUAGUUCGACAUGGACUCGGAAAUGCCAAUAUUCAAUAUUGAAUCCCACUUUAAUCUUUAAUCCCAUUAUAACAAAGUAUUGUCAACACACUGGAGAGUCGCAUAUUGCUUCCUAUACACACAGGAUAUAAUAACAUAGCGUAAUAUUGUAAGAUCUGAGACUAAUGUUGAAUAUUCCCCAAAGUUCGUGGCUAAUUAAUAUACGAAUUUCAAGCCACCGAAA
Drosophila guanche is the source of this 667-nucleotide messenger RNA. RefSeq lists its product as uncharacterized. The transcript is spliced from 3 exons. Gene Ontology annotation, molecular function: protein binding. The record is from RefSeq and is a predicted model, not a curated record. NCBI's taxonomy places the organism in Eukaryota, Metazoa, Arthropoda, Insecta, Diptera, Drosophilidae. Bases 59 to 448 code for a protein of 129 amino acids.